ACCGGAAGCAAGCUUCCGAGGGGGUCGCCUCAUGCGUCGCUGAGCCCAUGGCUGGCGCGUCGGGGGCGGAGAGCGCUGAGCAGCGCGUGCGGCACCUGCGUGAGGACGAAGAUCUGAUCAUCGAUGGAGAGACCGAAGUGGAUGACCUGCUAGUGGCACAGAGGAUCGCGGAGCAGGAGGCCUUGGCUGAGGAGGUGCUGCAGGAGCCGGCAGGCAGCACAGGCGAGCGGCGUCGCGCGCCUUCGGCACAAGACGUGCAGAAGCUCCUGCGGCUGCUGAGGGAAACGAGCAAGCUCACCGCGAAGAUCGGCACGCUGCCGGCGCAGUUCGACACCUUCGUGAGCCCCGAGCUGCGGGAGGCCUGCAAACACGCGGCGGAGGCGGUGACCAAGCUGCCGCUGCCCGAGGGUGAGUCCGCGGACCUGGCUGAGCCGGCGGAGCCUGUGGGCGAGGAGCACUGGGGCGAGGGCGAGCCAGUGGCAGUGGACCUGCAAAGCACCGAUGAGGAGGCUGAGCCGGAGGCUGUGCAAGAGGCCGCUGAGGCACCGGAGAAGGAAGAGGCAGAGGAGGGAGAAGAAGAGGGCAAGGAGAAGGCGGAGCUGGGAGAGAACCCGGAGAACGGCGAGGCAGAGAUGGAGGUGGAGGUGGAGGUGAAGGAGGCGGAGGCCGCGCGGCCUGCGCCGCUGGAAGACGAGGGCGCCCCUCAGAUCUCCGUGGCGCACCUCGCUGAGCACCUCGAGGAGACGGCGCCAAGGGAGCACAUCGGCCAGGUGUUGUCCGUUGUGCAAGACCUCAUCAUCGUGCAGGGGGAGGAGGAUGGCAAGGCCUUGGAUCUGGGCUCCGUGCUGUGCCUCAGCGGCGGCCGAGUGCUGGGGGCGGUGGUGGACGUCUUCGGGCCGACCUGCAAGGCCCACUACGUGGUGCUGCCCACGGAAAGCUGCAAGCAGGACCUGCCGACGGUGGGCUCGAAGGUUGUGGCGGCCAUCGGCAUGGAGGAGACGAGCUUCCUAGACGCCUCGGAGCUAGCCGUGGGCCAGCUAGAAGAUGGCGACGUGAGCGACAGCGCCGAGGGCUCCGACAGCGACGAGGGCGGCGACGGGUCGACGGGCGCUUCGGCCGCGGGUGCCGCAGCGCUGGAGGCGGCCAUGCGCGGGGCUCCCGCCGCCCCGCCGCGUGGCAUUUGGAAGGAGCCGCCCCGCCGGCGCGAGCGCCCGGCGCGCCCGGCGCGCCCGGCGCGCCCGCGCCCCGCGCCGCCCGCGCACGACGUCCGUGGCUUCGGCGCCGCGCGCGGAGCGCGCCGAGCGCCGGAGACUGGAGGACGCCCCCUGGCGAAGCCCGGCGACGCCUUUAACACAUAG
Messenger RNA from Effrenium voratum, 1358 nucleotides. Lineage: Eukaryota; Dinophyceae; Suessiales; Symbiodiniaceae. The record is from the annotation of a GenBank genome assembly.